AUGUCGACCACAUCGCCACAAAAGCGCCGAGCCACCACGAUGCGCAGCGCCAUGCUCAACCAGCCCAUGCGCCAGACGCGAUCCAUGGCAAGAAUCUCAGACCAUACGCCUAUUGAGGAGCUUUCUUCAACUUCGAAAAUGGUAGACCAACGCCACACCGCCUCUUCGUCCACAUCACAAACACAUCAUCCUUCACCUCGCAAGGCACGCGCAAGCCAAGCUGCGCAAUUCGAGACUUUCGACCCUGAUACACCGGAUACCAGUCUAGCUGCCUGUAUGGAUAGUCCAGUAAAGGGACAUUUCGACGACUUUGUCUUCGAGCUGGAGACCAACAAUACAGAGCUCCCCACUCGUCGCAGGAGAAUUGCACCUCCACGUCAGUCGUCUACUUCGCCUUCUGCUGAUGUGGGACUGCCCCGAUCGAAGACGUCGGUCAACCUGCAUCCAAAUAACACGACUUCCAGCAACACUCUCCUGACCAGUCGCAAAGAAAAUUCGCCCACAGCUCUCGCCGAACAGAUCCGACCUGGCGCCAGUCCAGUCAAGCCGCUUGCGACUCUUCCGCCCGUAUCUAGGUUGCAUGCUACGACGCCUGCGCUUCGCUCCUCUUCGCAGUCCGACGCCAACAAGGCCGCAAGCACGACAAAAGCUCCUUUGUCAACUUCGGUCGUUUCAUCCGUUACCGAUGUCAUACCGGUCAGCAGCAGCCGCGACUCGGGCCGCCGACUCGUCUUUGCCACCUCGGAAGUCAAGCGCGAUGCUUCCGCCAAGCGUAAUCCCUUCAUCGACGACGACGACGCCAACAGCCUCGCGAUGCUGGGCGAACCAAGACAUUCACCCGUCAAGCGUUUCCAAGCCAAGCCCGAGUAUGUCAUCUCUUCACCCGAUCGACCAGAUCGAAAGCCCAUCAACCUUCUCGAACUCAAGCCAUCGCCAGGCAAGGCUCAGCGAGGCAUUUUCCGCCACUAUUCUGCCGACAAUGAUGACGACGAUGACGACUGGGAUCAAUCGGGCUCAAACACGGUAGACGAGAUCAGGCUGAUCAAGGGUCCUGCGUCGAAGCGAGACGACGAUGUGGCGAACAAGCAACCAUUGCCGCCUGCGUCCGGAUCAGCUACUUCUGAAUCCUCCUCUUCGAGUGCCAACAAGCAAAUCAUCUCUCGCUCUACCACGCCGCUGGAUGUCAAGCAUACAUUGUCGACCGAAACGUCGGAUGCGCUCGCCAGUCUCGAGGCCUCAUUGGCAAGACUCAAAGCAAAGACUCGAAGCCCUCCAAGUUCGGCUAACGCCACCACUCUGAAGAAGCACGAGAGCAGCGCCACUGCAAAUGCAAAUGCAAGUGCAAGUGCAAGUGCAAGUGCAAGUGCAAGUGCAAGUGCAAGUGCAAGUGCAAGUGCAAGUGCAAGUGCAAGUGCAAGUGCAAGUGCAAGUGCAAGUGCAAGUGCAGGCUCGAAGCGAGAAGUUGGUACCAGUCGUCCUAUUGGCAUGACCUCUCACCGUACCCUGACCUUCCGCACCAAGGGCACAACGAGCGGUAGCGAUUCGUCUUUCAGUGCACGAUCCAACACGGCAGACCAAAGCAGCGAUAGCGGCGUGUUUAAGCGCCCCUCUGGUCGCAUCUCUGCGCUCGCCAAGUCUCGAGAGACGAGUUCGGAUGCUCGAUCGUUGAACAACCCUUCGCUUGCAAGCUCGAAAUCGAUCAUGUCGUUCGGUGCGCCACGAUUGCCGGGCUACAGUGAACUCGCUGGACGAUCGUUGUCCAGGCCACCGGUAUCGGGUUCGCGCACCUCGAGCCUCGAAAUCGCUUGCAACAGUUCGAGAGCCGACGAGGAAGCUGCUCAGGAGGAGGAGAAGGCUCGGAUAGCCAAAGCAAACACGCAAGCCGAGCUCAAGGCGGCCAAACGCCAAUCAAUGUCAUCACUAUCGAGCGGCAUGCCACCGCCGGCGGCGAUGCAAAGGAGAGAUUCUGAAACUGCAAAAUUGUGCGCGGCCGACUGCACAGGCGCAGGCAAGCGUCCUCCGAGCCGUUGGUCGUCGUCAUUGUCGUCGUCAACUUGUCCUUCAGCAUCGGCACAAGUGGAGCCCACCCAAGCGCCGACAGAAGCCCAACUUGCCGAAAUCAGGAAAGCGGCCAAAGCAGCGCGUCGACGUUCUCUCUACACGUUUGUACCCACCCGACGUGAAGAUGGGGACGGCGAUCGCUCCGUCGGUAACGUCUCGACGAAUCUCGGCGUUAGCGGCUAUGCAGCCGACAGUGCAUGCGAGGCGGAUGCUUGCGCCUCGGCUUCUAAGAAACAGCGCUUUCUUCGAGGACUCACUGUGCUCGUCGAUGUACGCGACCAAGACGGUGAAGACGCUUCGGCGUGUUGGAUCGACAUGCUCAAAAACGCGGGUGCCAAGGUCAUGGUUCGGUUCGGCGAACGUAAACUCACGCACAUUGUGUACAAGAGUGGCAAACCCAGCACGUUGCAUUCGUACCGUGGGCUAGACGAACCUAAGCCUUAUGUAGUGGGCAUCGGAUGGGUAGUGGCGUGCUUGGAACAGGCGAACAAGGCGGAUGAAGCGCCGUACUUGGUCGAAGUUGCCAAACAGGCGAUUUUUGCUACGCGACGACGCUCGUUGAUGGCGCCCAAACAAGCCCCGCCUUCCGCCAAUAUUGCGAUUCGGGAUCGUGAGUAA
This is a messenger RNA of Mycosarcoma maydis (corn smut), 2679 nucleotides long. RefSeq lists its product as uncharacterized. Gene Ontology annotation, biological process: mitotic cell cycle. The record is from RefSeq and is a predicted model, not a curated record. The transcript is spliced from 2 exons. The coding region runs from base 1 to 2679 and encodes 892 amino acids. Lineage: Eukaryota; Fungi; Basidiomycota; Ustilaginomycetes; Ustilaginales.